Molecule: messenger RNA, 896 nt
Organism: Impatiens glandulifera
Lineage: Eukaryota; Viridiplantae; Streptophyta; Magnoliopsida; Ericales; Balsaminaceae
Product: universal stress protein PHOS32
Exons: 5
Coding region: 178-711 (177 amino acids)
Source: RefSeq, a predicted model, not a curated record
GCGGCGCGGUUUGAAGAAGGAAGAACGGAAGAAGAUCAAUUUUGCCGGUCCAUGCCUGUUGCAGAACUCAAAUCCAUCACGCAAUCCGGCUAUUUCCUUCAUUAUUUACAUACAAUUUCUAUUCUUCCAUCACAAAAGAACCUGUAUAGUUGAUUUGUCUAGAAGAAGAAAUCAGGAAUGGAUACAUUAAUGGAGGAAGAAGAGUACAAUUGGAGGGAGGUAAAGCUACCGUCCUUAGUACCUCUGGUCCCUGCGCCGGAGCUUCCAAGGGAAACCGGAGAGCGACGUAGGGGUCGCGACAUUCUCCUUGCCGUCGACCACGGUCCCAACAGCAAACACGCUUUUGAUUGGGCCAUCGUUCACUUUUGCAGGCUCGCCGACACCCUCCAUCUCGUCCAUACCGUUUCCAGUGUAAAGAAUCAACUUGUGUACGAGGCUUCACAGGAACUAAUGGAAAAGCUAUCUGUGGAGGCAUAUACCGUUGCAAUGGUAAAAACUACUGCUCGGAUUGUGGAAGGAGAGGCUGGAAAAGCUAUUUGCAGGGAAGCGGAAAGAUUAAAGCCUGCUGCUGUAAUAAUGGGUACCAGAGGCCGUAGUUUGAUUCAAAGUGUACUGCAGGGAAGUGUAAGCGAGUAUUGCUUUCACAAUUGCAAAACAGCACCCAUCAUUGUCGUCCCAGGGAAAGAAUCAGGAGAAGAAUCUGUGAUCUAGUUAAACGGUUAAAAUGUAUUGCUCAUGAGAAACGAGUUAGCUGCUGCGUGUGGACAAGUUUGGUUCUGUAUGUUAUUAUUGUGUGAAUAAAUAUAUUAGAUUCAUGUAGCACUUGUAAUCUACCUUUGCUUAUUUGUAUAAAGAACAUAUUGUUUUGUUUGAAGUUGUUAUUCCUUUGUGCAUCA